Leptopilina boulardi is the source of this 1530-nucleotide messenger RNA. RefSeq lists its product as uncharacterized. NCBI's taxonomy places the organism in Eukaryota, Metazoa, Arthropoda, Insecta, Hymenoptera, Figitidae. The transcript is spliced from 7 exons. Gene Ontology annotation, biological process: regulation of transcription by RNA polymerase II. Bases 155 to 1129 code for a protein of 324 amino acids. The record is from RefSeq and is a predicted model, not a curated record. Gene Ontology annotation, cellular component: transcription regulator complex; nucleus.
AAGAUAAUGCUUCGCAUGCGCGAUGAGCCGGUUGCAAUAUUAUGACAACAAACUCGAUUAGAGACCGCGCGGUAUAAAGUGAUUUUGUUUAAUAAAAAUCAUUGUUAAGCAAUUAAAAUUUUGAUCAUCUCAUCGAAUUUAUUAAUUUUAAGAAAUGGAGGACUCAGAAUUGCAGAGUAAUAUAUUACUGUCAGUAUGCGUUAUAUGUGAUAUCCAAAUUCCUACUUUGGAAGCAAAAGAUCACCCUUGUUUUGUUGGGUAUAAUAUUGACGAAUUGUACUCAUUUGCUGAUUAUGUGGGCCCCAGCGAAGAUAUUGAUUUGUUGAUAGAAGAUAUGCGCCCCGAAUAUCUAGAGAAAGAUCGCGAAAUGACUGAACCUUCUUUUAAGAAACGCAAAUUAAAUAAAGAACCUGCAAAUGAUAAUAAAAUGAUUCAAAAUGAUGAUGAUGUGAGCAUUGCUGUAAACGAAAACGUUGAACUUAAUAAGAAUGGAAAUGCUAAAAAAAAUACUGAAAAUUAUAUGCUACUAAUCGACUUGAUUAAAGAAUUUCCAAUUCUCUGGAACCACAAAAUUCCUAUAUUGGAAAGAAAUCCGCUUGCAAAAUCAAAGGCAUGGAAUCAAAUUUUGCAAAAUUUUCCAGGUUGGAGUAAAGAGUUCAUGAUGAAAAAAUUUAAUUCGUUAAAAGAAGUAUAUACAAGGCGCAAAAGUCAUGUACCUAGUGGUUCGGCCCAAAGGGCACAACGCUAUUGGAUAUUUGAUGAUUCCUUUUCGUUUUUAAAUGAUGUUAUUGCACCUGCAGCAACCAUCAGCAAUGUUCCAGCUUCCAAUGCACCCGAAGAAAAUAAUAAUAAUGAUAAAGUUCUCAGUGAAUUGGGAUUUAAUGUAAAAGGAAAAGGACCAGUUGCAGAAAUGACAAAAAGCACACGAAAGAAACAAACCCCUUUCGAUGCAGAUAUAAUGAAAUGCAUUGAAACAUUAUCUUCGCCGCCGCCUCAAGUGCAAUUUACCAGCUGUGAACAAUUUGGUAUAUUUAUAGGGAAGGAACUUGAAAAAUUGGAUAACGAUUACCAAAGAAUGGAUGCUCAAAUAAAAAUAAUGAAGGUUUUGCAAGAUGCAAUAUGCCGUUAAGAAAAUGUGUUUAGUAAUCAUUAAGUUGUAUUUAAUCAUUUUUGAAUUUAUAUAUAAUGUUCGAAGUUUUAACGUUAAUACUAUUAUUUUGAGAUUUACGUAACAACCACUUGUGAUUGAUGUUACCUGUGUUACAAAGAAAAUGACUGAUUAGAUAUAUAUAUAUUUAUAACAUUUGUCUAACGAUUAGAAUAUUUAAUGUAUCAAUUAAGGUGAUUAUUUUUGUAUCAAAGUUAACUAAUUUUUAGGCAACAAAUUUUACUUCAAGCUGAUGUUAAAAACACAGUAAAAAGUUGUCUAUAUUGGUGUUAUAAAAGUGUUCAUUUAAUUUUUAAUUAAAUGUGAUAUGAGAACGAUUAAAAAUGUAAAAAUUAAGAUACUGCAUGAAAAAAUUGUGAUCU